GCAUUUUGCACACAAGAGAACCAAUGCGGAUGUUGGCAGAGUUGACCGAUUGAUUCGAUCUUUUGCCAUCAGCUCAAGAUUCCAAAGCUUGUCCUAGAGUCCCAGCACAGGAAGGAACUGAAGGACCCAUGGGCUGCUUGAUGGGUAAAGAAGACAUGGCAGGCCAGCCUCGCCCAUACAUGCCACAAGGCUAUGCUCAAUACGGCUACCCACAGCCCAUGUAUGAGCAGUAUGCGCCCGAACGUCCGUUUUGCCAAGGUACCAACUACCCACAACAGCCAUACGAGGCCUAUGGCUACGGAGCACCUCAACCAGGCUAUGGUGAGUGCCCUGCCCGUCCGUAUGGCAACUAUGGGGAUGCUUAUCAGGGAAACUACCCACCCAGUGGUUUUCCACCCAGUUACCCCAACUCCGCUCCCUACGCCCAGCCGGGCGAACCCUACGGGGAGGUGCCGAACCCCUCGGCCCGCCCCGGCAUGAGCAACGGCGCCAAGAUGGCCAUGGCGGCCGCGGGCGGCGUGGCCCUGGGCGCGGGGACCGCCUUCGCCGUGGACCACGCGGGGGAGAUCGCCCACUUCGCCGAGGAGGCGGUCGAGGACGUGGGCGACUUCGCGGGAGACGGCUUCCGAGACGUGGGGAAUUUCGUGCGGGACAUCUUCUGAGCAUUCUGAGCUUUUGGAACCCCUCAGCGAUGGGGAUGUACAGGUCAUCUCUUUGUACAGGCUCUGAUUUCUAGAGUCAUCCAGACGGUGAGUGCUUUCAAGCACACACCUACACACGUAUGUUGCAGUUUUAUAGUACAGUGCGCUAAGCCGCCACAACCAAUGCGAACUACGUGACAACUUUGAGCAAACAUGUCAGUUCUUGCCAAGAUACAA
Messenger RNA from Durusdinium trenchii, 878 nucleotides. The record is from the annotation of a GenBank genome assembly. Lineage: Eukaryota; Dinophyceae; Suessiales; Symbiodiniaceae.